Ctenocephalides felis (cat flea) is the source of this 923-nucleotide messenger RNA. It is a transcript of the gene Oscillin, whose product is annotated as glucosamine-6-phosphate isomerase. Gene Ontology annotation, molecular function: glucosamine-6-phosphate deaminase activity; identical protein binding. Lineage: Eukaryota; Metazoa; Arthropoda; Insecta; Siphonaptera; Pulicidae. Bases 77 to 898 code for a protein of 273 amino acids. Gene Ontology annotation, biological process: D-glucosamine catabolic process; N-acetylneuraminate catabolic process; carbohydrate metabolic process. Gene Ontology annotation, cellular component: cytoplasm. The record is from RefSeq and is a predicted model, not a curated record. The transcript has a single exon.
AAAAGAACCGUAAAACCAUUUAUUCUUUUGUCUUAACAAUCUCUACAGUCUUACUUGUAAAGAUAAUACAAUUGAAAUGCGUCUAGUAAUUUUAGAAUCAUCAGAUUCUGUGGCCGAAUGGUCUGCGAAAUAUGUAUUAAAACGAAUUACAGAUUUUAAGCCAAGUGCUGAAAAGUAUUUUGUUUUGGGUUUGCCUACUGGUGGCACUCCUCUUGGUAUGUACAAGAAAUUAAUAGAAUAUCACAAUAAAGGUUUAAUCUCUUUCAAAUAUGUUAAAACAUUCAACAUGGAUGAAUAUGUUGAUUUGCCCAGGGAUCACCCAGAAAGUUACCAUCAUUACAUGUGGCACAACUUUUUCAAGUCGAUUGAUAUAGAUCCUUUAAAUGUGCACAUUUUGGACGGCAAUGCUCCUGACUUGGAGUUAGAAUGCAAAAACUUUGAGCAGAAGAUUGUGGAUGCCGGGGGUAUAGAUUUAUUCAUAGGCGGUAUAGGCCCCGAUGGACAUAUCGCAUUCAAUGAACCUGGCUCUAGCUUGGUGUCCAGAACAAGAGUGAAAACCUUGGCCCAAGAUACUUUGGAUGCUAAUGCUCGAUUUUUUGGAAAUGACAUAAAUAAAGUUCCAAAACGGGCUCUGACAGUAGGUGUGGGAACUGUGAUGGAUGCAAGGGAGGUUAUGAUACUAAUAACAGGCUCACAUAAAGCUUUUGCUCUUUACAAGGCUAUUGAAGAAGGUGUCAAUCAUAUGUGGACAGUUUCUGCAUUUCAGCAACAUCCACACACAUUAAUGAUUUGCGAUGAGGAUGCUACCCUCGAGUUGCGAGUAAAAACUGUAAAAUACUUCAAAGCAUUGAGUGCAGUACAUUACAAACUUAUUGGUGAAGAUUUUCCGGCUUGUUAAUUAUCAAGAACAUUAACAUUUUUCU